Prorocentrum cordatum is the source of this 1264-nucleotide messenger RNA. The record is from the annotation of a GenBank genome assembly. NCBI's taxonomy places the organism in Eukaryota, Dinophyceae, Prorocentrales, Prorocentraceae.
AUCAGUUCGAGCGUAGCCGCGUGCCGGGCAACAUGCCCACAGGCCUCGGAACAAAUUAGCGAACACUCGUGCCAAAUUCAUCUGUCAACGCCUCCCCCCUCCCCCCAAUGUUCAAAGUUGGCGGAGGGUCUGGUGAGAUGCACUUCGACCGCAGUGUUUUCCGCGCGUGCCAACAUUGAGUUGGGGGGAGGGGGAGUGUUCAGUAAUUGUUUCCCUCUACCGUACCGCUUCGGUUUAUGGGUUCCCGAUGCUCGCCCGUCUCCUUCGGAGCCCGCGGCGACAGGCGCACCAGCACAAGGCGAGCCAUGAGCGCUCGAGCAGCCCGAGCGGGAGCGGGAGCGGCACCGGCACCAGCGGCGGCGAGGACGGCGACGUGAUCGAGGACAUGACGGGCGACGAGCUGGUGGACGCGUUUGGAAUCAGCGGCCUCUGCCUGGUCAGCAAGGCCAAGGACAUGUCCACGGUGGUUCUCAUCGCGUGCCAGGCGUUCUUCCUCCAGGAACCUUCAUCAUCCUCCUGUACAUCGGCCAGCAGCUCGAGCCCCGCCCAAACUUCAACGAACAGAAGAGCCUGCCGACCGUCAUCGUCGACGCCGCCAUCUACCUUCACUUCCUCAACUGCGUCCGAGACAUUCCCCGCAAAACGGCUCCCCCGUCUUCGCCGUGCGCGCCUUCCGCUCCACCGUCCCGGGCGACCAGCCCUUGCACACCCUCACAUCCCCUGCGGGGUCGCGGAUUUGGAAUCAUCUACUGUGUCGAUGCGUUCGUCACUCCCAUGGCUCAGCUCAUCAUCGGUGCCCUGUUCCUCUGCACCUCGGCCAGCGUGGGGGACGUGAUCAUGAACUCCUGCGCAAUCGCCUACAUAUCCUCCAUCGACAACAUGAUCCUGGAGGUGAAGAAGCAGAUGGACGAGUUGGCCGAUCGGUGCGAGGACUACGCCGUUGUACAGUUCCCGGUCAACAAGGACAUCAUCGACGUCGUGCAGAUGACAUUUGUGGUCGUGCCAGUAUACCCAAUGGCUUUCUCCUGCUGCAUGGCAUAUUUAGGCCUGCGCGUCUUUCACCUGUAGCGGCACCUUGACGGAGGGGUCCUCGUGAAGAAGCACAGUUCGGUGGAGUUGUUGGCCACGAAGGUCGUUAGGGUAUCGACCCCCGGUUGUUCAUCGGCAAAGGUGCGAGAUGUUCUUUCGAGAAAUUCGAGUGCUCGUUCCCGCGCGCGCGUCGGAUCGCGCGCACCCCCCUCGCUAGCACGACGAUGACACAUGG